Molecule: messenger RNA, 4818 nt
Organism: Vicugna pacos (alpaca)
Lineage: Eukaryota; Metazoa; Chordata; Mammalia; Artiodactyla; Camelidae
Source: RefSeq, a predicted model, not a curated record
GCCGCGGCCGCCUGGGCCCGCGGAGGCGGGAGGCGGAGUCCGGCAGAUCCGGCCGCGCGCCAGCCUCGUGGUCCUCCAGCCAGACCUAGGCCUGCCCCAGGGGAUCCCCACCCCUGGCCCUCUCUUCCCCUCACUCACUGCCCCUGGAAGACCUAGACUUAGUGACAGUGACGAAAAGGGCUGUGCUUUGGGAGGGGGCGGGUCUUUAUCUUCUCUGAAUUCUGGCUGCUGCUCCGGGCCUGCAACUCGCUGCCGGGGACCCAGGAUCCAGCACUGGCAGCCGCUGGCCUCCUGGUCGGGCCCAGCUGGGGGCGCACCUGACAGUGGUCACUGCUGCCUGGGUCAGCCUCCCUGUGCUACCGGCCUGGGGCUUCUGCCUUCAAACCACUUUUUGAGACAACCCCCACCUCCAGGAACUCACUUCUCAUUCUGACCUCCUAGGGGGAUGCCUGGGGAGAGGGCCGAAUUUAUGUACUGGGGAUGGGAGGUGGGGUCCUGUAUCCACUCGUCUUUCCCUGCAGUCCAUCCUUCUGGUUCCUGCCCGCUCCAGCCUCCAGUGCAUCAUGCUUCCUCUUGCUGUCUGUGAUCCAGCCCCUCUGGCUUACUCAGCCCAUUCUUUCCUGCCUCGUGCCCUUUGCACAAGCUGUUCCUGCUGUCUAGGGUACCCUCUCCCACUCCCUUACCUUGCCUGAGUUAGCUUCUAGGGGAAGUGACCCAUCAGACUAAGUCAGCAUUUCCUAUUGUAAAUGCUUUCAGAGUUCCUUGUACUUCCAUGCUAUUAUCAUGGUUGUAAUUUGGCGUUUGUGUGUGUGAUCGUUUAACUCUUUCCUCCACUAGACUGCUCAGUGAAGGCAGAGUCCUUGUGCAUUGUUCACUCCUGCAUUCCCAUUGCUUAGUGGAGCAUGUGGCAAUCACCCAUUAUGUUUCUGUGGAGUGAGUCACACACGCCACACACUCUGAAAGAUGAAUGAAGCUUCGGGGGGCAGAUACUCAAGUGCCAUGGCCUCUUUGACCCCGCCCCAGGUCCCUGCCAGAAAAUAUCUGGAGUUGGAGGUAAAGGAUCUGAGAACACGGUACUCCUUCAUCUAGCCUGGAAGUCAGCCUCUUACUCCAAGACCCUGAUCUCUGACUCUCAUAACUGCCAGCAGGUCUCUCGGCCUGGACGUGUGGAUGACCGCACACCGAACCUCAUGGAGGCUGUGACGUUUGGCGAUGUGGCUGUGCACUUCUCGCGGGAGGAGUGGCAGUGUCUGGACCCUGGCCAGAGGGCCCUCUACAAGGAAGUGAUGCUGGAGAACCACAGCAGCGUGGCCGGACUAGCAGGAUUCCUGGUCUUCAAGCCUGAGCUGAUUUCCCGGCUGGAACAGGGACAGGAGCCCUGGGUCCUCGACCUGCAGGGAGCAGAGGGGAGAGAGGCAGCGAGGGCCUCCCAGACAGGUUCCACGAUUGGGACUGAUGGAGAGCAGGCCUGUGAGGACGUGGAUGUUGUCAAAUCAGGAUCCCAUGUGGCAAGGGUAAAAACUCCUCCACAGGAUUUUCCUCAGAGUCCUGGCUUUGGAGGCACCUCUGAUUUGGAGGUCUGGUCAGAGAGUCAGCCAGGCUCCCGCUUCCAGAAGAGCUGCUUGAACACGGGGACUGUGGCUUCCAGGAAGACCUUUGUCCAGGAGGAGGCCCAGGGGUAUGAUGGGCUGGGCAGCAGCACCCAUCCGAACUGUCAGCCUGAUAAAAGUCAGGGGUCCUUCCGAAGGUGCAGCAUGUGUGGCAGGAGGUUCAGAGCUGCUUCAGGUGUUGCUCUGCAUCAGGAAAUUAACACACAGAAGAGAUCUAACCCAUGUCAAGAGUGCCAGAAAAAAUCAUCUGAUUGCUCACAGGGGAGACAUCAAAGUAACUUGCAUGGAGAGAAGCCAUAUGAAUGUGAGGAGUGUGGGAGAGCUUUCCGGCUGUGCUCACAGCUUAGUCAGCAUCAGAGAAUCCACACUGGAGAGAAGCCGUUCAAAUGCACUGAGUGUGGAAAAGCCUUUCGCCUGAGCUCAAAACUUAUUCAGCAUCAGAGAAUUCACACUGGAGAGAAGCCCUACAGGUGUGAGGAAUGUGGAAAAGCCUUUGGUCAGAGCUCUAGCCUCAUCCACCAUCAGAGGGUCCACACGGGAGAGAGGCCCUAUGGCUGCCGGGAGUGUGGGAAGGCCUUCAGCCAGCAGUCUCAGCUGGUCAGGCACCAGAGGACUCACACGGGAGAGAAGCCCUACCCAUGCCGGGAGUGCGGGAAGGCCUUCAGCCAGAGCUCAACCCUAGCUCAGCACCAGCGGAUGCACGCUGGGGAGAGACUGCAACUGCCAAGAACCCCGGAUGGUCCCAGCCUCCUUGCGCCUCAGAGGACCCAUGCUACAGAGAAACCAUUUAAGUGUGGCGAGUGUGGGAAGGCUUUCAGGUGGGUCUCCCGCCUUAGUCAGCAUCAGCUGACUCACACCGGAGAGAAACCCUACAAAUGCAACAAGUGUUCGAAAGCCUUUGGUUGUAGCUCACGGCUUAUUCGCCACCAGAGAACUCACACUGGAGAAAAACCAUUUAAAUGUGAAGAAUGCGGGAAAGGCUUUGUCCAGGGCUCACACCUCAUUCAGCAUCAGAGAAUCCACACUGGAGAGAAGCCCUAUGAGUGCAGUGAGUGCGGGAAGGCCUUCAGCCAGAGCUCCAGCCUCAUUUACCAUCAGAGAAUCCACAAAGGGGAGAAGCCCUAUGAGUGCCUCGAGUGUGGAAAAGCCUUCAGUAUGAGCACACAGCUCACGAUCCAUCAAAGGGUUCACACCGGGGAGAGGCCCUAUAAGUGCAGCGAAUGUGGGAAAGCCUUCAGUCAAAACUCCACCCUUUUCCAGCACCAGAUCAUUCACGCGGGAGUGAAGCCCUACGGUUGCAGUGAGUGCGGGAAGGCCUUCAGCCGGAGCUCCUACCUCAUCGAGCACCAGCGCAUCCACACUCGGGCCCAGUGGUAUCAUGAGUACGGGAAUGCCCUGGAGGGGCCUAACCACAUGAGCCGUAAGAAGGUUAAUACUGCCAAGAAACUGCAUAAAUGUAGUGAAUGUGAGAAAAUAUUCAGGUGGCGCUCACAUCUAAUCAUACAUCAGAGAAUUCACACCGGAGAGAAACCUUAUAAAUGUAAUGAAUGUGGCAAAGCUUUUAAUCGCAGCUCAAGGCUUACUCAGCAUCAGAAAAUUCACAUGGGAUAGACCGCUCACCUUUGCAAAUGUGUCUAAAUGUGAUUAUACAUACAGCCUUAACUUACUUUACGUGGGAUCAUUUGUCCUGACGGUUCAGAAUGCUGGGAACAAGGCAGACUUGCUCUCUUAGGAAAGGGAACAUCCACCCAGAUUCGUACAAGCUGUGUGUUUAUUUGCUGGCAUGUCUGACCUCACCGCCUUCAUAAAGCCUGUGUCCCUCAUCUCAGGGUGCCCACAUGCAGCAUCUUGAGUUCACAGCGGACGAGGAAGAGGCAUGAGGAAAGCCCCGUGAGAAGUUAGCCAGAAUGUCUUCCUUAAGCACUGCUCGCUCAGACUGCCCUCAGCAGCUUGUGUUAGCAGCAGUGCACAGGGUGCUAAACUCCCUUCUCCGCCUCCUUUGAGUCUCGUCCCCCAGCAGAGCAGCCCAGGGGGAGGCCAGCCAGCGGAGCUGCCUUUGACGGAGCGAGACCUGCGGAGCAGCACCUGGGCUGGGGACAGGGCCACCCACCCUCCCCAAAUGGAGAGCCUAGCUGCCCAUCUGAGCAGGAGUUAAAUGGGCAGCCCCUUGCAUCACAUAGCCUCUGUCAUCCCGGCCCCACAGGAGCCUCGCAUCUGCCCAGGGUUGCCUCUCAAGAGGCCAGGACGUGGAUUGUUUAUUGCUGCUGACCGGACUUCCUCAGAGCUCCAGCCGCCAGAGCUGGGAGAUCUGCAGGCAGACACGGGAGCCUGCACCUUUUCUCAGAGACGGCGGUAGGUGGAGGCAACCACUCACCAGGCGUCGGCAUGGGUGCGAGGGUGCCCCGCAGGCUUCCAGGAGCACCAGGUGUACAUCAGCCAGGAAACAGCUUUUGCCGUGAACAAGACCAAGCCCCUCCAUGGGGAGCCAGCGGGGUGGGGGCAUUGCUUCACCUCCAGGUUUUCUCUGCCCGCACGGCCUGGAGAAAUGGCCUGGGUACAGGGGUCAGGGCCACGUGGCCUCCUUGGCACGCACAGUAAGAAUGUGCAGGGAAGACCUCUGCUCUGUCAGCUGCUUUGGUUGAUCUGCCUCAUGGGCUGGGACCUUGCAGAGCCUCACGGCCGAUCUAAUUAAGGCUCCAAGCCACAGGGUGAGCUGCCCUGCAGCGCUGAUUCCAGCCCUUCCCCGGGGUCCUGGACUCACCAGCUGAGACUUGGGACCAGGAGUCUUGUUUGGACAGGCUGUAACCCUGAGGGGCGAAGGUCACUUCAGGAUCUAUCGCAACACUGUUUGGGUCACCGUCUCGUUGGUUUGGUUAAGCCCACGGGCAGGUCCCCAGAACACUGCAGCCUCGAUCACCGUGUGUGACGUGGCCCAAAAGCAGCCUGUGGGUUUGUAUCAGGUGAAACAGGUGCUGCUCCCUGUGUGCCCAGAUGGGGGGGACGUGUCUGGAGCCCUCUGGUUGUGUUGGAACAGCAGAGUUCAGGAUGGUCGAGUCCACUGAGUUUGUGUUUGGUGUGUGGGCAGGGACGCCAACUCUGAAGAGGGUCAGCCAGAUUGCCAGCUGCUGCUGCUUAGCCCUGCACAAGGAUGCCGGUUCCCAGGCUGCAGCACCAUUUCUCGGGAUGAGGACUGACCCCCAACCUGCAC